Monoraphidium neglectum is the source of this 582-nucleotide messenger RNA. RefSeq lists its product as hypothetical. Bases 1 to 582 code for a protein of 193 amino acids. The transcript is spliced from 6 exons. The record is from RefSeq and is a predicted model, not a curated record. Lineage: Eukaryota; Viridiplantae; Chlorophyta; Chlorophyceae; Sphaeropleales; Selenastraceae.
AUGUGCGCAGCUUUCCAGGCCGCGGGCGGGCAGGGGCUGACGAGGCGGCGCGCGCUCUUGUCCGCUCCGCUUCUGCUGUCCAAGAUCCUGGAGUCGUUUGUGUCAAAGCUGGGCAGCCUCAAGGCGGAGAUCCCCGCCCUCAUGGAGACCCCCGGCGACAAGGACAAGGAGGUCAACGACUGCAAGCUCAUCGUGCAGAACAUCGUGUACGGCAUGAAGACGCUGCUCUUCAGCAUACUCUACUGCACACGCAUGGUCAACGCCAUCGCGGCCGCCGGCGCGGGCGGCCCGCCGCCGCCGCCUACGGUCGGGCAGCAGCAGGGCGGCAUGGGCGACAGCGACGUGCGCACGUGCGCGCGACUGCUGACCAACGGGCUGGCCUGCUCCAGGAUCGUCGCGUACUGGGGGGAUUGCAAGGAGUUUUGCGAGCACUUUGCUGAGAUCUUCACGGUCAUGGACGUGAGGGACUUUGUGGACGUCUUCAGCGUGAAGAUGGGGGCCCUGGUGGCCAUGGUGGUGGCCGAGCCGGACGCCAUGAUGGUGGCCACACACCUGGUGCAGAGCCCGGUGGUCGGCAGGUGA